UGGACAUCAAUGGACAUGGAAUGUACCCUAAAUUGUAGAAUCACUCAUUUGCCAGGAAGAUUAUUAAAUUAUUGAAGACAAACAGAGUUAAUAACGACAUUUUAAAAACGAAUUUUAUUUUAUUUUUGGGGUAGAUAAUUCCGGUCCACCCUCCAGUACAGUAGGAGGCAGUAACGCGCCUUUUCCGCUGGUUUCCACCCUCCAUACCCCCGUCAGAAGAAGAGGAUGUGUCUCCGGGGUCCAGCAGCAGAGCUCCGGGAGUCCACAGUCCGAUAGUAAACAUCCCAUCACGGUGGCUCUUCUGGAGGAAAAGAACCGCAGUAGCUGGGAGCCAUGAGCCGCCCGUCCUCAGAGGGGGCAGGCGGGGGGAAACCAGGCGCGGUGAAGCACGGAGGAUCCGGAGGUCCUGCCGCGUCUGCCGCUAUAUCGGUAGCCGCCGCCGCUGCAGCGUCAACCGGCGUUAGCUCUCUUCCUGGACCGGGGACCUCCGCCGCGGCUCCUUCUUUCUCCCUCACCGUGGGCGGUCUCCAGUCCCCGGAGCUCACGGCCCUGUUUGAGUGCCCGGUGUGCUUCGACUACGUGCUGCCGCCCAUUCUUCAGUGCCAGGCGGGCCACUUGGUGUGUAACGCGUGCCGCCAGAAGCUGAGCUGCUGCCCGACGUGCCGCGGCCCGCUCAGCCCCAGCAUCCGGAACCUGGCAAUGGAGAAGGUGGCGUCCACUCUGCCCUUCCCCUGCAAGUUCUCGUCGGCCGGCUGCCUGCUCUCUCUGCACCACAGCGAGAAGCCUGAGCACGAGGAGGUGUGUGAGUUCAGACCGUACACCUGUCCCUGUCCUGGAGCCACCUGCAAGUGGCAUGGAGCUCUGGAGGCUGUGAUGCCUCACCUGAUGCACGCCCACAAGUCUAUUACUACACUGCAGGGCGAGGACAUCGUGUUCCUGGCGACGGACAUCAACCUGCCGGGCGCGGUGGACUGGGUGAUGAUGCAGUCGUGCUUCAGCCACCACUUCAUGCUGGUCCUGGAGAAGCAGGAGAAGUACGAGGGCCACCAGCAGUUCUUCGCCGUCGUUCUCCUCAUCGGAACCAGAAAACAGGCGGAAAACUUCGCCUACCGCCUGGAGCUCAACGGGAACCGGCGGAGACUCACCUGGGAAGCGACACCGCGUUCGAUUCACGACGGAGUUUCUGCGGCAAUUAUGAACAGCGACUGCUUGGUUUUCGACACGUCUAUCGCUCACCUGUUCGCCGACAACGGGAACCUGGGCAUCAAUGUCACCAUCUCCAUGUGCUGAGGUAAAACAAACUGCUGUAGUAGAGACGAUUUCUAUCGAGAUAGAUGGAAGGAGUGAAAGAGGUUUUGAUCGCUAUGGACAGGACGUUCGGACGCCGAUUCCUCGAAGACAGGGAUUCUUUUUUUCCCCGUUCUCCAUAAAAACUGUGGAUGUUUUAGAGCUGCAGAAAUAUACCAUAUACGUUUUUUUUUCCCGUGUUCGCAAUAUUCUCUCCGCAGACUGAGAGUGGGACUAAAACUGGAUGUUUCAGAGCUGCAGAAAUAUACCAUAUACUGUUUAAUGUAUGGAGGGAGAAAACUGCCAAAAUAACAAAUACAUAAAUAAUGUUAAGUUGAUAAUAUGCCGUUAAAUGCAUUAAAAAUAAUAUUAGAGGUAAGCAAGGAUUAAUUGAUGAAUAUGAUAUAAGUUAAUAUUUCUGUUUACAUUUUUUAUUUGCAGUUUAAUUAGUUCAUUUGUUAUCUGUUUUAUUUUUUUAUUUUGGCAGCUUUCGUCCUCCGUAUUUGCCCGACCAGAUAUGUUCAUUUUCACACUGUACCAUGUCUCUGCUCUGUAUGAACUAUAAAAACGAAUCCAUGGGAUCCGGAUUUUUUCAACGUGUUUUAAACAAUUAAUAAUAAAGGACAAUAUUUCCUCAUCAGGCGUUUCAAACUCUCCAAAAUAAAGUGUGAAAUAUAAUAAUGAAAUACGGGACAACUUAGAGCGUGAAGCAGAAUAAUGUGAACACGUUUAUCAAACUCUUUAUUCUCAGAUGAAAACAGAGACUCUGUUUCAGCCGCCAGCGCCUUAACUUUGCUACCAACCUCUUCCUCCUCAUCCUCCUCUUCCUCCUGGAUUCAAACACUGAUGGACGGACGGUUUCCUCUUUAUGGGGUGCAAAUGAUAAUCGUCUGUAAACCUUUGUGUAGCAUCGGAGCAGAAGAGGAACGUCAGCAGAAACAUCUGGAACCUCACCGGGUUUCCUCUGAGUUUAACACGCCAUAAAACACGGGUUUAAAGUCAGAUCUCUAAUUCUGAAAACAACAUAUGAACUCCACAUUCAAAGGAAUACAGUUUAGAAUCAACAUGAACAACAGAGACUGGGUUUAGUGCCAUUUGGAGCACAUUUAAAGGUCUUUAGCGAUCUUAAAACGGGGCAAAGUCUGGAUGUAAAAUACGUUUUAUUUGGUCUUAUAAAAUGCUACCUGGUGCAUGGGUGUGUAAAUGUCGAAUUGGAGAAGAGAGGGUUGCAUAUAUUUAAAAGUGUGUUCAAAAAGGUCUGCAGAAUUUGAAAUAUUUAGAAAAUGUCUCUAUCAUUUGAUAAAAAAGCUCAAAUAUAUAUUUGGGAAAAGUCUAAAUUUACUGAGCAAAAAGUGAAGAAUAUUUUGAAAAGAAAAGUCUUAAUAUUCAGAGGAAAAAAAGGGAACAAUUAUGAAAAAAAAAGUGAAUACAAAAUGUAGGUACACACUCACCUGAUGCACGCUCACAAGUCCAUCACUACACUGCAGGUACACACACACACACACACCUGAUGCACGCUCACAAGUCCAUCACCACACUGCAGGUACCCACACACACACUCACAAGUCCAUCACCACACUGCAGGUACACACACACACACUCACCUGAUGCAUGCUCACAAGUCCAUCACCACACACACACACCUGAUGCACGCUCACAAGUCCAUCACCACACUGCAGGUACACACACACACACCUGAUGCACGCUCACAAGUCCAUCACUACACUGCAGGUACACACACACACACACACCUGAUGCACGCUCACAAGUCCAUCACUACACUACAGGUACACACACACACACUUUUUCACAAUUAAGAGAAAAAAAGUGAAUAAUUUUAUACCUAAAGCUUAAAAAUUGUCCGAAAAUUCAAAAUUUGGUACAAAAUCUACUACUUACUAAAUUUCCUGAAAAACAAAAAAGAUGUAAUAUUUUGGUUUAAAAAGUCUGAAUAAUUUGAGACAUAAAUAUUUUAUUUGUAAUCGGAGUUAUUCAGGUGAGGCGGUCGCUAAGCCUGAUACGGUCUUAAUUGGAAGGAAAAUGUUUACCUAUAUAAUUGAUUUGAAUCAGUUAUCUCAAUUAUUUUCCCCCAAAAUCCUGACAUGUUUCUUGAAAUUCUGUCUUUUUCCUCAAAAUUUUAAAAUUCUGACUUUUCCCUCAAAAUGUUAAAAUUCUGACUUUUCCCUCAAAAUGUAAAAAUUCUGACUUUUCCCUCAAAAUUCAGAAUAUAUUUUCCACUACAUCGUAAUUAUUUACUCUUAAUUAAACGAGCAUAAUGAACCCAGAGGAAACUCCGUCCUCUCUCUCUCUCUCUGAUCAUCGCCUUUACAACCCGCCGACUUUCUACGAGAUGUUUUAAAAUAUUGUAAAUGAAGUUAAAACGAACAUUAUAUUUUAUAGAAACGAAGAGACUGCGACGUUUAUUGUGUUUUGUUCGAUAACGAUGUACAGAUGUUUUACUUUUUUUGUAAUGUUUCUGAUGUUGUUGAUUCUGAUUCAUCAAAACACAAACUAAUGCUCACUUUUGACCUUUUUAUUGGAUAAUAAAAUCUGAAUUUAGUGAAAAAGACUCCAAUUAAAAGUAAUUAAAAUAUAAUCCUUUAGUUAAAUGUAUUUGGGAUGUUUACAUUAGUCUGAUCAAAACAACUCAUUUCAGUCGUGGCAGAUCAGCUCCUGAUGAAACGAGGUUAUUAACAUUUUAUCUGUUCAGUAUUUCUGUGAUGUUUCAUAAUAAACGGUUGCAGUUUA
Molecule: messenger RNA, 4035 nt
Organism: Trematomus bernacchii (emerald rockcod)
Lineage: Eukaryota; Metazoa; Chordata; Actinopteri; Perciformes; Nototheniidae
Gene: siah2l
Product: seven in absentia homolog 2 (Drosophila)-like
Exons: 3
Coding region: 334-1290 (318 amino acids)
Biological process (GO): multicellular organism development; proteasome-mediated ubiquitin-dependent protein catabolic process
Cellular component (GO): cytoplasm
Molecular function (GO): ubiquitin protein ligase activity; ubiquitin conjugating enzyme binding; zinc ion binding
Source: RefSeq, a predicted model, not a curated record